This is a messenger RNA of Paramecium tetraurelia, 1537 nucleotides long. RefSeq lists its product as uncharacterized. Gene Ontology annotation, biological process: transmembrane transport. The record is from RefSeq and is a predicted model, not a curated record. Gene Ontology annotation, molecular function: transmembrane transporter activity. Lineage: Eukaryota; Ciliophora; Oligohymenophorea; Peniculida; Parameciidae. The transcript is spliced from 4 exons.
AUGAAUGCAUAACAUACAGAGUUUAUAGAAAGCUAUAUUGAUUAAAGCAACAAUUUUAGCAAAACAAAACUCAUAGAUAAAACUGUAUAAAAUAAUGGAAUACAUAUGAAAUAAUAAUCCAUCUUAAGAUACUUAGUUUUGUUUUUGUCUAUCUGGAUCAUUAUUCCUUCGUUUUAUUGCUUCGACUAACCAGUGGCAAUAUAUAAAACUCUAUAAUAAUUAUUUCAAGAAGAUUAAACCAUUAAUUUUGACUUGUAUUUUGCAUCUCUCUACAUCAUUUAUGCUUUUGGGAAUGCCUUCUUUCCUCUUUUCACUGGUGGCAUGAGAGAUUGUCAUGGUGACAGAAUGAUUAUGACAUAUAUUGUAGCUAUUAUGAUAAUGGGAUAACUGACCUUUACUAUAGGAGUCUAUUUUAAAUCGUUUUUAUUAAUGAUUUUAGGUAGGCUACUUUUAGGUUGCGGUAUUGAGUCAUUGUUACCAUUAUGGUCAUCUUUUUUGGCCCCAUUUUUUAAGAAUAGUAUUUCAAUAGUUCUGAGUAUAUUGCAACUAUUUUCAUAAAUCGGUUUAGUACUAUCUAUAUAUCUAACUCCAAUUAUUUAAAAACAAUAUAAUUUGAUGAUAUCCUUGAUGAGUGGGAUAGUUUUUAUAUUAGUUGGCUACAUUUUAUUAUGUCUUGGCUUUCUAAUAGACAAGAAAUUAGAAAAUGAAAAUUAUUUAUCCUCUUAUAGACAACUUCAACCCAGCAGUGAUAUCAUACUAACUGAAGAUACAAAAAUAAUUAAUAAACUCUAUUUCUUUAAGUUCAAAGAUUUUAAGAUAUUUCCCUAAAUGUUUUGGCUACUUUUAGCCUUUAACUCAAUGUUUUUUUGUUCAAUCGUCACACUUGUGAACGUAUCAAUAUAUAUUAUGGCAUCUGUAUUAUUUGAUACUAAUAAUCAAAUCGAAGAAUUAGAUAUUGCAUUAUUUUGGAUGUUAGGCUGUUUAUCCCUAUUCAUCAUUGGCCCUUUGGUUUAAUAUUUUACUUAUAGAAGGUACUUAAUCAUUGUUUCUGUUAUCAUUAUCAUUAUUGGCCACAUCUAGUACUUAACCUCUCCUCACAUAGGUCUAAUUAUUUUAGCAGUUGGUUAUUGUUUAUCAUUUGUUUGCACAUGGAGUGCAAUUAUCUACAUAAUCAAAUUGAAAUCAUUUGGCAAAGCUUUUGGCCUCACAGUAGGAUUUUAAAAUCUAAUUUUCGUGUUUAUGCCUUUUUUAUUAGAUGUUGUGAACAGAAACAUUAUGGGCACUUUCAAAGUAUUAAUAUCGUUCUCAUUAUUUGCUUUAAUUUUAGCUAUUCAGAUUCUAGUUGAGGAUAUAAGAUGCUUCAACAUUUUGGAUAAUAAAUUGGCUCCCAUGCAAUUCGCAAAAAUGAAUAAUGUAAGCAAUGAAGAGAAUAAUAAUAAUGAUACUGAUUUGUUUGCAGAAUACUUAGAAAAGCCCUAAUGAGAAAUGAAAUAAUUAUUAUUAAUAAAGAAUAAUUAUUAUUAAUUGCUUUUAUCAA